UGUUUUCAAAUCAAUUCGAAGGACGCUGAAGAUAUACUGUCGUCAUUUGCAGUACCUGGAAAUAGAUCCUGGAAACUGCGGAUCACACCAGAUCCGGUAUUUUUAGAAAGUCCCGAAAACGCGAAAUUAGUGCUGGAGGAGCGACGCUACUGGGCAGAGAGAUGGGCAGAGCUUCAAAGUCGCAUAGAUACUACAUUAUCAGUGCAUGCUCCCAGUUCACGAGCACGGAAGAACAGCGCUCGUAGCAGUCCUACGAAGAGCCCCACUCGGACUCGACGAAACAGUAAUCGAUCAAGUCCCACGAAACAACCACAAUGA
Messenger RNA from Ostertagia ostertagi, 318 nucleotides. NCBI's taxonomy places the organism in Eukaryota, Metazoa, Nematoda, Chromadorea, Rhabditida, Trichostrongylidae. The record is from the annotation of a GenBank genome assembly.